This is a messenger RNA of Bacillus rossius redtenbacheri, 1112 nucleotides long. RefSeq lists its product as uncharacterized. The transcript is spliced from 8 exons. Lineage: Eukaryota; Metazoa; Arthropoda; Insecta; Phasmatodea; Bacillidae. The coding region runs from base 155 to 916 and encodes 253 amino acids. The record is from RefSeq and is a predicted model, not a curated record.
AAUACUACAAUCUUUGACAUAGCGCGCCAGAUACAAACGUGAAUGUCGUGUGUUGAAAGUUAAAUGUUUAUGGAUUUUCAAGCUUUAAAAAAGAGUUUUCGUGCGCUGAGUAUCAUAAAUCAAUUGAAACAAAUGCGUGGUAAACUUCCAUGAAAUGUCAAAUAGAAAAGCAAGAACAAAAAGAAAGAGAGAGAGGACUAUUGCUGAAUAUGAGUACGAUUUCUCAAUAGUCAAAGAUAUUGGCACUGAUGGCACCGCCAUUAACCAAAUAAAAUUUAUGGCCAUGCUUGGAUUACAUCCUGCCGAAGCGACGUCGUCCAACAUGGUGCUAGUAUCUACAGGUUAUUCAGUGUCGCACGCGGUCGAGACAACGUGCGUGAGGAGACACGUACGUGUGCAAGUCACCCACCUUCAGGAGGCGCACUGGGUCGUCAGCUGGAGAGUCGGCGUGCUGCAGGUUCCUUACUCAAAUCUGUUCCACAAACACAGGAGAAGGCACCUGCGACAAACUCUGCGGGCAUUGAGUCAAAAAUUCCAAAACCCAAUACUCAUUGUCUAUAAAGAAAAUUUGACUCCAAAUUGCUUGAAUACUCAUGAGUCUCAAGUGAACAAAGCAGUAACAAUGUACACCACCUCAUCGCCACAAGACACUGCAGUACGACUAGCCAAUUUGGCCAGAGAAGAGAAAGAAAAUGGCCAUGGUUUAUACAGUUUCAACCAAACAGAAACUGGCACUAAGCAAUUUCAGUUCUACCACAACCUGCCCGGCAUAAACAUCCUCAUGGCACUGCGCCUUGCUCGCAAGUUUCCGUUCGUGGGUCACUUUCUCAAAAGAUGCAAGACAGUAAAAGAUGUACAAGCAGUAACUGGGGUGAGCAUGCCUUCGGCACUGAGCCUGCUGAAAGCUCUGAAGUAAUCAUGGAUGUCUACAGAGAUUACACAUCUCAUUGGCUGUUUUGAAUAAGUUUACAGUAAUAGAUUAAUUUUCGUAGUUAACACUACUGGUGAUGACAAUUCUAUCUAGUCAAUGACCAUCCACUAGUCUUCGUUUUUUUCCAACUCAUUGAUCUCUCAAAUUUUCAAGUACGAUUAAUAAAAAAAUCACAGAAUAA